AUGUCGUCUCCAGUUUCACCAAAAUCAUCAUCGUCAUCCAGCUCAUCCCCAGGAACCGAGGCCUCACCCAUGCUCCGUGGCAACUCCAAGCCCAUCUUUCUGUUCAUCGACUCGCAGGCCGACAACCCGCAGAACCCCUCUCUUAACAAGCAAAAGCAGGCAUUUGUCCUACGAAACUACCACCGGAAGAAAAAACAAGCCUCGAUUGAGAGGCUGAAACCUUCGAAGCCAUCUAAACCAUCCCUAUGUCUUGUCCACGGCAGGACCUCGAACUUCUCGCCAGCAUAUCCUUGGGAUGCCCUCGCAGAAGAGAAUGAAGAGUUCCAGUCAGACCGUCCGCAGGGUACUCUUAAUCGGGUUGCAAAAAUGUCGGAGAUGUGGUCUCUGAAAGCGUAUCUGAGCCAGGGUUUUGUGGAUCCCUUUUCCGCCUCGGCCGUGCAAAUGUCCGACUCGAUGAAUCUUCCGGAUCCACACCAUCGCCUCUUGUUAUCCCUUGACUCCACCCGCAUGAGCAUUUGGUGGUGGCAGCGAGCAAUAUCCCAGCCGGCUCUGCUCCAAGCGCUCCUCUUCCUCACGGCGGGCCACCACGCAACCCUCGAAUCCAACAACGGAGUCUCCUCCACAGCCAUCGAGAAAUCAAUCAAAGACUCCCUCCGUCUCCGCGGGAACACCCUCAAAACGCUGAACGAUAUCCUGCAUGAUCCCAUAAAAGCCGUCGCAGAGUCCACCACCCUCAUUGUAGCCUCGCUGGUGGCCAUCGAGGCUGUGGAUGCCAACUUUGAGGCUGUACACGCGCACAUGAAAGGUUUAAAAAGACUCAUUAAUCUCCUCGGCGGCCUCGACGCCCUGGACCACAUGACCCUCUCCAAAAUCUACCAGAGCGAUGUCAAAAGCGCAGCCCUCCAAAAUUCCCGUCCCACGUUUCCCAUGUCCGCUCGCUGGCGCAGCGAGAUUCUCCAGGAAUCAACCCUCUUCCGCUCAACAGAACACCUCCGCGUCUCCGAAUCUCUCGAGGCACUGGGGAGCCGCUUCUUCGCCGCACCGUGGUACCCGCCCUUAGACAACACCUUGAAGACGUUCGUCCAGAUUCUGCGGCGCCUAAUCAUCUACUUCGAGACCGCGCAGCAGCAGCCCUCGAUCGUCCUGCCGACGGACAACGACCUCUUCUUGGUGCUCGAGCACCAGCUCCUAUCGGCCGCGUAUGAGACCGGUACGACUCUGUUGCAGGAGCCACUACGCUUGUCCCUGCUGAUCUACCUGAACCUGCGGAUCUGGCAUUUUCAGGCCUUUCCGUUCAUGCAGUUCAUGGUCGAGGGUUUGAGGAGAAGUCUGGUACCGGCAUACGGACAUGCCCAGUCCACCGCGCCGGAUCUCGUCUUCUGGAUUCUGUUCAUCGGAGGGAUGGCGUCGCAAGGCUAUAAAUGUCACCCCUGGUUCGUGAGUCGGUUAGCGGAGAUGGCGCGUCGUCUGGAUUUGGUCGAAUGGGAGAAAGCGAGGGAAACGCUAGGCGGGUUCUUUUAUACCGAUCAGCCGGGCGAGAGAGGCGCAGAGAAUCUGUGGAACGAGGUGCUUCUGAUGGAGAGUUACCCGUACAUCGCCCCAAAACCGACGUUUCAGGUCCUCAUGUUAUGAUUAUUUGCCAUGGGCUAUCUUCUGCCGAAUUGCGAAUACGUCUCUAGGUAAACCAACGAUCUUGUGUGGAAUUCUCAGCAAUUCUCAAGCAAGAUACAGUACAUUCAACCUUGAAUCAAACUCAUAUCAGGCGCUGGAAGAGGUCCGGAACGGGGUGGUCGACGACGACCGCUCAUGAUACAACAGGCACACUCUUCGGUACAGUGUCCAUAAACCUCGUCUCCCAGUAAUUGCAUCAAACGAUGUCGCCGCUGAAGUAUGGCGAAAACCGCGUGCCUCCAGUUCCAGAAAGGGGUUGCCCUGAUUGUUUUGGACAUCGAGCCGGUGCUCUGUUCCUCGCGUUUUUGGCUCAUCGUAGUACCAGUCUCUCUUCCAUCGUUUGUGGGCCGACAUGAAUUCCUGUUCGCACUUGGGCGUUUCCUCCUCCUCCUUCUUGUUCUUGCGAAACAAGACAUCCUCCUUUGUGUGCAGC
Aspergillus novofumigatus IBT 16806 is the source of this 2104-nucleotide messenger RNA. RefSeq lists its product as uncharacterized. The record is from RefSeq and is a predicted model, not a curated record. Bases 1 to 1632 code for a protein of 543 amino acids. Lineage: Eukaryota; Fungi; Ascomycota; Eurotiomycetes; Eurotiales; Aspergillaceae. The transcript is spliced from 4 exons.